Messenger RNA from Hypoxylon fragiforme, 1670 nucleotides. Its product is annotated as RNA polymerase Rpc34. The transcript is spliced from 2 exons. Gene Ontology annotation, cellular component: RNA polymerase III complex. Gene Ontology annotation, biological process: transcription by RNA polymerase III. The record is from RefSeq and is a predicted model, not a curated record. NCBI's taxonomy places the organism in Eukaryota, Fungi, Ascomycota, Sordariomycetes, Xylariales, Hypoxylaceae. The coding region runs from base 350 to 1471 and encodes 373 amino acids.
GGGAGCUUAGCGCGGGGCAGAAGCGCGUCAAAAUGUCAAAUGUCAAAUCGCAUUCAUCAAUCUUUAUUCAUACUUCAAUCUUCCAUACUUGAAAUCUUUCUUCACAUUAGCCGAGUUUACAUUUAAGUCCUAUUAUUAUGUACCGAGAUAUUAUCAUUGAAACAAUCUGGUACUGAUAAGAGAGACUUAUGUGACAUUAUUUUUUCCUGGGGUUGCUUCUUUCUAUUUUCAAUAUACCUCGCUUCUAUAACAUCGCAUUUUGUCGCAUUUCGUAGCCGUCCGAGUCAUCUCGGAACGCUGACCCGACAGCUAUAACAUACAUACAAUACCCCCCAUAUCAUAUUCCAAAAUGGACGACAAAACCUCGAUCCUCAAGGAUCAGCUUUAUGCUGCCUGCGAGGAAGCAUGCAAGGAUAAUCCAGAUAGGCUCUUCUCCCAAGAAGAUCUCACGGCCCUCAAUGUCGUUCCUGCCAAGGAUGUGAAGAAGCUGCUCCAGAUUGUCCAGAUCCUCACCAAGGAGCGCCUCUUUGCCCCCGUCCACUUUCACAGCGGGCUAGCAUGGCGACUUCGUCCUGAGGCCGAGGCGGCCAAGUACCAGGCCCUGACCUCCGAGGACCAAGUCCUAGUAUACGAGAUCAUAGACUCCGCCGGCCCGGAAGGAUCAUGGCAGCAGGACAUCAAGAAGCGCCUAAACCUUCAAGACAACGCACUCCGCAAAGCCCUCAAGGAGCUCGAGAUCAAGCGCUUCAUCAACCAGUUCACCACCGUCGAGAACACCUCCAAGAAGAUGUGGAUUAAGUACGGCAUGCAGCCCUCUGCCCGCGCCACCGGAGGUCCCUGGUACACCGACCAGUUUCUGGACGAGGCCUUCAUCGACGCCCUGCAGUCCGUUGUCGUCAACAUCAUCAAGGAGAAAGGCAGCUACCGCAGCACCGCCGAGCGCAACGUGCGGAGCGUCAGCCCCGUCCUCCCCAAGAAGGGCGUCAUCCGCGGCGGCCUCUCCGACGCCGCCAUAAAGAGCAAGAAGCGCUCCGCCGACGCCAUCUCUAAAGACGACCCCCCCUCCACCUCUUCCACAACCUCCAAGUUCCGCGGCGCCGUGCGGCUACCUCUGAUCGCAGGCUACACGGGCUACCCCACGGCCCAAGAGAUAACCGCCGACAUCGUCAAGAUGAACGUAGCCAAAGGCCAGCCUUUAAAAACAGAGCACGUGCAGGAACUGAUCGACAUCCUGGUCUGGGAGAGCCGGAUCGAGGAGGUCAAGAUGGGCGACCGGGUCGGCUACCGCGCCGUGCGCGUCUCCAAGCACAACCCCGACAUAGUGAAGCUCGACAGUGAGGAUUUCUGGGAAGCGCGAACUAAUGGUUUGACUACCGUUCCUUGUGGCAAGUGCCCUGUGUUUGAGCUCUGUGAGGAGGGUGGCCCUGUGUGGGCAGGAGGGUGCGAGUACUUUGACAAAUGGCUGGCAUAGUCAACAUAUACCUAUAUGUAUACAUGGUGGAAAUCUGUUCUUUUUUCUAUUUUGUUUUUAUUAGAAUUAACUUGCACACCGCAAGACAUAGGUAGCAUGGCGUUGGGUAGGAAAAUACGUGUUCACAACGUUCACAAAAAGAGGUAAUAUGAAACAAUUUGGUUCACGGUUUAUAGGUAGAUAAUUGGUCACAACGCAU